This is a messenger RNA of Solanum stenotomum, 1329 nucleotides long. RefSeq names its product single-stranded DNA-binding protein WHY1, chloroplastic. Gene Ontology annotation, molecular function: single-stranded DNA binding. Lineage: Eukaryota; Viridiplantae; Streptophyta; Magnoliopsida; Solanales; Solanaceae. The transcript is spliced from 7 exons. The record is from RefSeq and is a predicted model, not a curated record. Gene Ontology annotation, biological process: defense response; regulation of DNA-templated transcription. Bases 140 to 952 code for a protein of 270 amino acids.
ACACUAGGGGUAUCCAAUAGAAAACUCUUGAGAGCUUGCUCCAAGAAGAAGCCUUUCCAAAUUCCAUUCUUGGUUCAGCAAAAUUCUUGUAAAAAGAUUGAAUCUUUGUUACCCCUUUUGCCAAAAAUCUCUUGAAGCCAUGUCCAAUUUCUCUCUUUCUCCUUCACCUACUUCAGGUUUUAGCCUUAACCUCCAAAACCCUACUAAAACCUCUUAUCUCUCUUUUUCCUCUUCCAUUAAUACCAUUUUUGCUCCUUUAAGUUCCAACACACCGAAAAGCUUUUCUGGUUUGACCCACAAAGCAGCUUUGCCUAGAAAUCUUUCUUUAACAUGUCGCCAUUCUGAUUAUUUUGAACCCCAACAGCAGCAACAACAGCCACAUGGGGCAUCUACACCUAAGGUUUUUGUUGGAUACUCAAUAUACAAAGGGAAGGCAGCUCUCACUGUGGAGCCUCGGUCGCCAGAGUUCUCACCUUUAGAUUCAGGGGCCUUCAAGCUGUCAAAAGAGGGUAUGGUGAUGCUUCAAUUUGCACCUGCUGCUGGUGUUCGACAAUAUGAUUGGAGUAGAAAACAGGUCUUCUCACUGUCAGUGACUGAAAUUGGAUCUAUUAUCAGCCUUGGGGCAAAAGAUUCAUGUGAGUUUUUCCAUGAUCCAAACAAAGGAAGAAGUGAUGAAGGUAGAGUCAGGAAAGUGUUGAAGGUUGAGCCACUUCCAGAUGGUUCUGGCCACUUCUUUAAUCUCAGUGUUCAGAACAAGCUUAUUAAUUUGGACGAGAACAUUUACAUUCCGGUUACAAAGGCAGAGUUUGCAGUUCUUGUCUCAGCAUUCAAUUUUGUUAUGCCAUACCUUUUAGGUUGGCACACUGCCGUAAAUUCCUUCAAGCCUGAAGAUACCAGUCGCUCAAACACUGCUAAUCCAAGAUCAGGUGCUGAACUUGAAUGGAAUCGAUAGUUCUGGUGAAGCUACAAGCACAUUGCCUGUACUACGAUUGCAGGGGCAAGAUGUUCCUUUAGCCCCUGGAUCGACAUUUUGUAUGAACCAUCAUUCACUUGCACCCUCCAAUGAUUUGACAAGGAGUUCUAAUCGGCGAUAGUAGUAUUAACUCUCUUCUUGUAAUGCUGAUUUGCUGUUAGUUGUGUUUAUUAUGUAGUCCACAUUGCAGUAGAAACUCAUUAACUGAUUAUCCUGAUUUCUGUUGAAUGUGAAAUCAGUCUAGUUUUUGUGAAUGUAUUUGGCUCUUUUAUUAUCCUUUUAUGUGCAUAUUGUUCACUUUGUUUCCCUUGUCAAGGCCAUAACUUCAGUAAAAAAAUAUUAUUGUUGCUUGGUAA